AUGGAGGUGGUGGACCCGCAGCAGCUGGGCAUGUUCACGGAGGGCGAGCUGAUGUCGGUGGGUAUGGACACGUUCAUCCACCGCAUCGACUCCACCGAGGUCAUCUACCAGCCGCGCCGCAAGCGGGCCAAGCUCAUCGGCAAGUACCUGAUGGGGGACCUGCUGGGGGAAGGCUCUUACGGCAAGGUGAAGGAGGUGCUGGACUCGGAGACGCUGUGCAGGAGGGCCGUCAAGAUCCUCAAGAAGAAGAAGUUGCGAAGGAUCCCCAACGGGGAGGCCAACGUGAAGAAGGAGAUUCAACUACUGAGGAGGUUACGGCACAAAAAUGUCAUCCAGCUGGUGGAUGUAUUAUACAACGAAGAGAAGCAGAAAAUGUAUAUGGUGAUGGAGUACUGCGUGUGCGGCAUGCAGGAAAUGCUGGACAGCGUGCCGGAGAAGCGUUUCCCGGUGUGCCAGGCCCACGGGUACUUCUGUCAGCUGAUUGACGGCCUGGAGUACCUGCACAGCCAGGGCAUUGUGCACAAGGACAUCAAGCCCGGGAACCUGCUGCUCACCACCGGGGGCACCCUCAAAAUCUCGGACCUGGGCGUGGCCGAGGCACUGCACCCGUUCGCGGUGGAUGACACCUGCCGGACCAGCCAGGGCUCCCCGGCUUUCCAGCCGCCCGAGAUUGCCAACGGCCUGGACACCUUCUCCGGCUUCAAGGUGGACAUCUGGUCGGCUGGGGUCACCCUCUACAACAUCACCACGGGUCUGUACCCCUUCGAAGGGGACAACAUCUACAAGUUGUUUGAGAACAUCGGGAAGGGGAGCUACGCCAUCCCGGGCGACUGUGGCCCCCCGCUCUCUGACCUGCUGAAAGGGAUGCUUGAGUAUGAGCCGGCCAAGAGGUUCUCCAUCCGGCAGAUCCGGCAGCACAGCUGGUUCAGGAAGAAACAUCCUCCAGCUGAGGCACCAGUGCCCAUCCCACCAAGCCCAGACACCAAGGACCGGUGGCGCAGCAUGACUGUGGUGCCGUACUUGGAGGACCUGCACGGCGCGGACGAGGACGAGGACCUCUUCGACAUCGAGGAUGACAUCAUCUACACUCAGGACUUCACGGUGCCCGGACAGGUCCCAGAAGAGGAGGCCAGUCAGAAUGGACAGAGCCGGGGCCUCCCCAAGGCCGUGUGUAUGAACGGCACAGAGGCGGCGCAGCUGAGCACCAAAUCCAAGGCGGAGGGCCGGGCCCCCAACCCUGCCCGCAAGGCCUGCUCCGCCAGCAGCAAGAUCCGCCGGCUGUCGGCCUGCAAGCAGCAGUGAGGGUGGCCGCCUGCAGGUGGGGCGAGGCGGGGCCCGGGGGGGGGGGGGGGGCAUGUGGGGACAACAUGGAUGCUACAGCCAGCCGUGAGCAUAGCCUGCGCCAGUCAUGGUGACUGUCACAUGGCUGCGUGUAGUUGCCAUGUGGCCUUUGGGUGGCUUGGCCACUUAGCAAUCCCCAUUGAGGGUGCUGUCUCAGGGCCUGGUGUCUGGCCGGCGUGCUGAUCACGGAGGCCUACGUGUGGCGGGGCUCUUGGGGGGCGUGCCAUCCUCACAGCCACCUCUCAGAGUGGGUGCAUUCCACGGACCCUGCCCUGGGCCUGGCGCCCCCUCCCCAUGCCCGGACUGCUCCCAGGAAAGGCUUAUGCUGGGCUCAGCCCAGAGGGUUUUGAGCACCAGUGGGUGGUGGGUGGUGGGGAGGGGCCGCAGCCUCCAUGGCCCUGCCGGGGUGCCCCAGGCUCUGAGGCAGCUGCCAAGUAUGGUUGAGGUUGAGUCGCGCCAGACGCUGCCCUGUCUCUCCCUGUGCGCCUGCCUCCUCUCCCAGCCCCAGCCGCAGCCCCAGGUCGGAGACGGAGCCCCAGAGGUGUCAGAGACCCUUGUCACCUGCCGAGGAUGCGGGGUGGAUGGGGGCCCGAGGCAGAAGCCCUUGCCUUGCCACAGUUCCUCUCCCAGGUUUUGUGGGCCACCGCCUGAGUUACAUGUCUGUCCCCCAAAUGGGUGCCCACAGCCCAUCCACCAGCAUCAGAGCCCGCCAGGCCCCACUGCAAAAGGCCACACUUAAUGUACCCCCGGAGUGACUCAAGGGUGGCGUUCCUGGCCUUCCCUGCUGCCCCCCAGGAGUCCGGUAGGCCCAUGACUGCACCUCAGCUUCUCCAUCCUCCCAGGGGCCCGCGGGAGGCGGAGAACCGGUGCCCAGGCUGACCUCUUCCGUCCUCCUUGCACCCUGCAGCCCGUGUCCAGGAGCCCCGCCAGGUGCCCGCGCUAGGCCCUCCUCAGUCUUCCUGCCGGUCCCGCCCGCCCUCCCGGAGAGGUGGCCGCCAUGCUUCUGUGCCGACCACGCCCCAGGACCUCCGGAGCACCCUGCAGGGCCGGGCAGGGGGACAGCAGGGACCGGGCGCAGCCCUCCCCUCGGCCGCCCGGCAGUGCACGCGGCUUGUUGACUUUGCAGCCCCGGGCGGAGCCUUCUCGGGCGGGCGUGGGAGGAGGGAGGCGGCCUCGAUGCACUUUAUGUGGAGACUACUGGCCCCGCCCGUGGCCUCGUGCUCCGCAGGGCGCCCAGCGCCGUCCGGCGGCCCCGCCGCAGACCAGCUGGCGGGUGUGGAGACCAGGCUCCUGACCCCGCCAUGCAUGCAGCACCACCUGGAAGCCGCGCGGCCGCUUUGGUUUUUUGUUUGGUUGGUUCCAUUUUCCUUUUUUUUUUUUUUUUUAAGAAAAAAUAAAAGGUGGAUUUGAGCUGUGGCUGUGAGGGGUGUUUGGGAGCUGCUGGGUGGCAGGGGGCUGUGGGGUCGGUCUCACGUCGCAGCCGCCUUUGCGCUCUCGGGUCACCCCGCUUUGGCGGCCCGGCCGGAGGGCAGGACCCUCACCUCUUCCCCCAAGGCCACUGCGCCCUUGGGACCCCAGAGAAAACCCGGAGCAAGCUGGAGUGUGCAGUCAAUAUUUAUAUCAUCCAGAAAAGAAAAACACGAGAAACGCCAUCGCGGGAUGGUGCAGACGCGGCGGGGACUUGGAGGGUGCCGUGCGGGCGAGGCCGCCCAAAUUUGGCAAUAAAUAAAGCUUGGGAAGCUUG
This is a messenger RNA of Pongo pygmaeus (Bornean orangutan), 3085 nucleotides long. RefSeq names its product serine/threonine kinase 11 (gene STK11). Gene Ontology annotation, cellular component: cytoplasm. Gene Ontology annotation, biological process: establishment of cell polarity; intracellular signal transduction; glucose homeostasis. The record is from RefSeq and is a predicted model, not a curated record. Bases 1 to 1302 code for a protein of 433 amino acids. Gene Ontology annotation, molecular function: protein serine/threonine kinase activity; protein kinase activator activity; ATP binding. Lineage: Eukaryota; Metazoa; Chordata; Mammalia; Primates; Hominidae. The transcript is spliced from 9 exons.